UUGCAUUUGCAUCAAAUUGUAACACCACACUCUACUCUCUUUCUUUCUCUCUCUGUAAAACUGCAACAUUUCUCUGUCCGCCAUUGAUAUCUCUAACGCUCUUUCCGCAUUGUUCAAUCAAUAAUGGCUCUUUUAGUGCUUGCAAUGCUCAUGUUGGCCAUGACUGGUCGUGCAAGUUGCACAUGGUGUGUUUGCAAGGAAAUGAGCGAUUCAGUCCUCCAGCAGACUCUAGACUAUGCUUGUGGAGCUGGGGCUGAUUGUGGCCCUGUCCAUCAAAAUGGCGCUUGUUUCCAACCCAAUACUGUCAGGGCUCAUUGCAAUUAUGCUGUGAACAGCUACUUCCAAAGAAAGGGUCAGGCUCAAGGCACCUGUGAUUUUAAAGGCACUGCAACGGUUUCCGCAUCUGAUCCUAGCAUUAAUGGCUGCUCUUAUCCUUCCAGUGUCAGCGCUGCAGGCACCAGCACAACUCCAACUCCAGUCACCGCAACGCCAACUCCGGUAACCACAAAUCCAUCCACUACCACACCCUCGACCACAACCCCAUCCACCACCACACCCUCGACCACAACCCCAUCCUCUACCACUCCCACCACUCCAUACUCGGCAACACCUAAUGGAGUGCUAGGAGGGAUUGGCAAUGGACUAGGUCCAUCGGGAGCUGGAAUAAACACAGACAUCCCUGAUGCUGGGUUAAGACUUGAAAACACUGGCUUGUUCUCAUUCUUUAUAAUCCUUGUGGUAUCCAGUUUGAUGCUUUAGUGGGGUUGAAGGUGCAAGAAUGUGAUCCUGAUUGUGGCGCUGUGGUGGGGUACGGUGGUCACAGGUGAUGCUGGAUAUCAAUGUGCGUAUGUGGGUAUGCAUGUGAUUAUGCUGUUGUUUAUCUUAAGAUACGCUAGCUAAGUUUUUGUCUGUUUCUUCUACUUUUCUACUUGGGUAAGAAAAAUGGGCUUGUGUUCCUUUUGGAAUGUUUUGUGGUUUCCGGUGGGACGACUCUCUAUCUGAACUAUUCGCCCUGUUCUGUAAACCUAGAUUUAGAUCUAGAAAGCAGUAAUUUAUUGAUGUUCUCAAGAGAGUUUGGCA
Molecule: messenger RNA, 1080 nt
Organism: Populus trichocarpa (black cottonwood)
Lineage: Eukaryota; Viridiplantae; Streptophyta; Magnoliopsida; Malpighiales; Salicaceae
Product: PLASMODESMATA CALLOSE-BINDING PROTEIN 3
Exons: 4
Coding region: 124-759 (211 amino acids)
Source: RefSeq, a predicted model, not a curated record